ACGACAAAAUCAUUGUUUAUUUAUGAAUUUUGUGGAAAUAUUAAACAUUUGGGAAAUGGUGGACAUGUGUGGCGCCUGUAUAUGGCUAAGUUAUAUCACCAGAGUUUUGGCAAUUGCAAGGUUUGGCCUCUGUCAUUCUUAUCAGUGUGAGCUCAGGUCUGGCCUACUGGUAGACCUGGAUCAUCGGACUGGAAUUCAUAGUUGAAUAGGCGCCUAGAAGUCUAAGGUUUGUUAUGAAAAACAUGUCAGUGCAAAACCAGACAUUUAGAAGCUUUGAUUUUCAGAGAUGCCUUUAAAGUCCUCAAACAACAAUGGAAUGGAUUCUACUGCAGGUGGAGGCACUUGCGUGUUAAUUUUAAGUGAAAAGCCUAAUUCAGUGAAUCAUUACAAAAGCUCACCUAACCCCUUAUCUGGAUUAGGCCACAUUCCUAAAGUGAUUGUGAGUACGGAAACAAACAGACCAACAAGAAGAGUUGAAGAAAAAUUGAUUACCGAUGCAAAUCCAUCAUCUGUUACCAAGGGGGUGGAUGUGUAUGUUCCCUUGUUGACCAGUGCCCCUAAAGACUAUAAUGAGUGCCCUCCAAGAGGAAUUUUUCAAGGGUACGUCCAUACUAUGAAAGCCAUGAAGAAAUUGAAAGAACAGUAUGAAGCCCAGACGUCGUCCAGAUUUAUCCUUUAUGCCAGAAGUAAUGCCUUUGGAGAUGGAGAUUGGAUGGAAGGCAAACAUCGAGUGGCAUGGGAAAUUGCACCAAAUAGUAGGCCUGGAAUUUCACUGCCAUUUCAAGGUAUUCCAUUCUUUAUAGUUGGACAUGCAAUUUAUGACUGCCAGCAUGGAAGAAGAAGGAAGCCAUCCAGAAAAUGUAAGAAGGAGGUGGUAUCUCCCGAGUCCCCUAAAAAAAGGAAAGUGCAGCAGCAGAACUCAAUAAAAAUUGGUUGUCCAGCACAACUCCUUAUGAGGGAAGUUAUAAUGUUUCCUGAAUUCAAGCUUGGGGCAGAUACUCUCAAACGCAGACAGUUGAUGUCACAGAAACUGAGGAAAGGCAUCCAGUUACAUAAUGAAGGAAAAGAUAUGCUACAGACAGAAAGGAGAAUAUAUGUUUACUUCCCACGCUCAGAUGAGCACCACCACCGUUUAAGUAAAGGUAGUACAAAUGGUUCAGUAAGGUCUUUUGAACCAGUCGACCCUAGGAUAUUGAAAAAAAUUCACUCUCUAGUGAGCCAAGGUUUAACGGGAACAAAGAAAAUAAGAGAACAUGUCAGUGAAUAUAUAAGAGAAAUCCUGCCAGAUGGUUCACCACCUGUGGACAGGCGUCGCUAUAAUCCUAGUGACCAAGAUAUAAAAAAUGCAAUGAAAAAGGCUCAAGCAGAAUUAAGGAAAGCCAAACGAAAAGCAACUGAGCAGCAGUGUAUUAUGUUGAUGCAUGGUAUCCGUGAACAUUUAACAGCCAUUAAAAGUGAAAAAUAUCUGGUUCAAUUGAGGGAUCAUUUAAGUCAUCUCAAUGCACUGGUCAACACUGAGGAUUCUUUGGAGUCUCUCCUACUCUGUUAUCGGGGAAGUGAUGAUAAUGAGCAACAGAUCCAACCAGCAUGCAAGAAGAUGAAAGGAGAUAACUUCAAGGAAGAGGUUCCUGUAGUGGCUACAGAGGUUGUAGAAGCUCCAGAACAGACUCUGUUUACAACAGAAUAUAACAGUACUGAAACUGUGCAUCCUCAACAUCAUGGAAAGUCAAUAGACGUAAAGGCAGAACAUAUUGAGCCGAUGCUACAGAUACCAGGAGUUGCAGGGCCACCUGCUUACACCUAUAGCAAUACUUAUGACAAUGGAGAGCCAAAUCAGAUUAUAUACCAGGAAGAAGUUCCGCAGAGCCAUGAUAGUCAGGUGGAAGGUGUGACUCAGAUUUAUUAUUACCAAAAAAUUCCUUCUCAGGCAGAUAUAUAUACAAUUUCUAAUCAACCUGACUGCAGUCAAGUGCCAUAUAAUAUUACAGAGUUUAUGAAAGAUCCACUGGAUUGAUUUAUCUUUGUAAGGGGAAUGAUUUAAAUAUUAUCAAGAGGCUUCUAAAGUGGGCUGGAAUUUCUGUAAAACAGAUGAUUGGUAAAGUACAUAUUUUAAUGGUUUUACUCAGGUAUGAAAGUGUUGGCAAGGUAAAUUCAUAUGAAUGUUAGUUAGAUAUUUGUGUUUAACUGUCAGGGUAUUGUUACUGUAAGUUUCAGUCUGGAUGAAUGAGAGUGAAGUGAAGACAAAAUAUAACAGGAACUCAAAUACAGAAUGUGGAUGUGUAAUAGCUCUAGUUUUGCACAGAAUUGUGUUAUAGAUUUUCAUUGAAAUUUACUCCUUGAGAGUGAAAAAUGUAUAAUAAUAGAAUAAUUGUUGAUGUGUCAUAUUGAUACUAUAUUUUCAUUGAAAGAUAGCAUCUUUUAAAGAAUAUAUUAUUGCAUAAAGUGUCGGAUUUUU
Messenger RNA from Macrobrachium nipponense, 2455 nucleotides. RefSeq lists its product as uncharacterized. The record is from RefSeq and is a predicted model, not a curated record. NCBI's taxonomy places the organism in Eukaryota, Metazoa, Arthropoda, Malacostraca, Decapoda, Palaemonidae. Gene Ontology annotation, molecular function: DNA-binding transcription factor activity. Bases 287 to 2014 code for a protein of 575 amino acids. The transcript has 9 exons.